Messenger RNA from Trematosphaeria pertusa, 633 nucleotides. Its product is annotated as 6,7-dimethyl-8-ribityllumazine synthase. Lineage: Eukaryota; Fungi; Ascomycota; Dothideomycetes; Pleosporales; Trematosphaeriaceae. Gene Ontology annotation, biological process: riboflavin biosynthetic process. The record is from RefSeq and is a predicted model, not a curated record. Bases 1 to 633 code for a protein of 210 amino acids. The transcript is spliced from 3 exons. Gene Ontology annotation, cellular component: intracellular anatomical structure; mitochondrial intermembrane space; riboflavin synthase complex. Gene Ontology annotation, molecular function: 6,7-dimethyl-8-ribityllumazine synthase activity.
AUGGCUACUCUCAAAGGACCAGGCGCGCCCAAGAGCUACGACGGAUCCGGACUGCGAAUCGGCAUCGUUCACGCGCGGUGGAACUCUACAAUUAUCGAUGCGCUGCUCGACGGCGCGAAGAAGGCGCUUGCCGACGCGGGCGUGAGGGAGGAGAACAUUGUCAUCCAGAGCGUGCCCGGAAGCUACGAGCUGCCCUACGCCGUGAAGCAAAUGUACUCCGCCUCGCAAGUCCAGUCCUCCUCGACCGGCGUCGUGGGUGCUGCCGCCGACCUCCUAGGCUCCGCGUCCGACCUCACUCAGUUCGCGAGCAGCUCGCAACCUAAGGAUUCACUGCUCAAGACCCCCUUCGACGCCAUUAUCGCUAUCGGCGUGCUCAUCAAGGGCGAGACGAUGCACUUCGAGUACAUAGCGGACGCGGUGAGCCACGGGUUGAUGAGGAUACAGCUAGAGGGCAAUGUGCCGGUAGUGUUUGGCCUGCUGACGCUGUUGAACGAGGAGCAGGGAUUGCAGCGGGCGGGGAUUGCUGGGCAGGGGAAGAAUGAGGGACAUAAUCAUGGGAGUGAUUGGGGAAGUGCGGCGGUGGAGUUGGGGGCUAAGCGGAAGGGGUGGGUUGAGGGGAAGAUAAUUGACUAG